This is a messenger RNA of Colletotrichum spaethianum, 1389 nucleotides long. RefSeq names its product tRNA N6-adenosine threonylcarbamoyltransferase. Gene Ontology annotation, cellular component: cytoplasm; mitochondrion. Lineage: Eukaryota; Fungi; Ascomycota; Sordariomycetes; Glomerellales; Glomerellaceae. Gene Ontology annotation, biological process: tRNA wobble uridine modification; tRNA methylation. Bases 1 to 1389 code for a protein of 462 amino acids. The record is from RefSeq and is a predicted model, not a curated record. The transcript is spliced from 2 exons. Gene Ontology annotation, molecular function: protein binding; GTP binding.
AUGCACAGAUACAGCCAAGCCGGUGGCGACGGCCCAAUUCUAGAUUCAAAUGCUCUGGUUCUCUACUUCCCCGGCCCCAAGACGGUAACCGGAGAAGACGUCCUAGAACUACACGUCCAUGGUGGUCCCGCAACAGUCAAGGCGGUCCUCGCAGCGAUACCGAAGUGUCCGUCUGACACCCUGAUCCGGUACGCCGAGCCCGGAGAGUUCACCAAGCGUGCCUUCCUCAAUGACAGGCUUGACCUCGCCCAGGUCGAAUCCCUCGGCGACACGCUCUCCGCCGACACGGAGCAGCAGCGCCGCGCCGCGGUGCGCGGUAGCUCGGGCGUGCUAGGGCGCACCUACGAGAGCUGGCGCCAACAGCUACUGCUUGCCAGGGGCGAGAUCGAGGCCCUCAUCGACUUUUCAGAGGACCAGCACUUUGACGAGUCGCCCUCGGAGCUAAUGAGCAAUGUCUCAGCGCUCGUGGCUGAUAUGCGGCACAGCAUCCGGGUGCACGAGGCUGCCAGCCAGCGUAGCGAGCUGUUGCGGAACGGCAUCCGGAUUGCCCUUCUUGGCCCGCCCAAUGUUGGCAAGAGCUCACUGAUGAACCUGAUCGUCGGGCGGGAGGCGUCAAUCGUGUCGAUGGAGGCAGGAACUACACGGGACAUCGUCGAGGUAAGCCUCGAUAUUCGAGGGUAUCUCUGCUCGUUCGCGGACACGGCAGGUAUCCGGACCAAGUCCUCCGUGGGCCUGGGCGGUGACCUCUCCGAGCCCGCGUUAGGGAUUGUCGAGGAGGAGGGCAUCCGCCGCGCGAAGCAGAAGGCGUCGGAAUCCGACAUCAUUGUCGUUCUAGCGGCGGUGGAGCCGGGGCGUGACGGGGGCUUCCGGAUCAACUACGAUGCGGAGACGUUGAAGUUGGCGUCGGAGGCGCAGGCGUGUCUCAUCGUCGUGAACAAGCGAGACGCUGUUGACGAGUCCACCUUUUCCGGCCUCCUUGAUCGAUUUAGGAGCGAGGUAGCCGAUCACGUCCCGGGCAUGGCUCGGACGGAGCUCACCACAAUCUCUUGUCGCGAAGCGCAAGCAAAGAGUACGAAUGAAAAGGACCCCGGCGCCAUCCACGGACUCAUCGACCAGCUGGUCGAGUCGUUCGCGGGCAUGACAGCCCUACCUACAGACCAGCAAGACCUGUUGGGCGUCACAGCGAGACAGGCACAGCUGCUUGAGCAGUGCCGCGGCUUCCUCGACGACUUCAUAGCCGUAGCCCACCCCGAGGAAGAAGGCGAAGAGCCUGAUAUCGUCCUCGCGGCGGAACACCUCCGGUACGCGGCAGACUGUCUCGCCAAAAUCACCGGCCGCGUCGAGUCGGGCGAUGUCGAAGAGGUUCUUGGCGUAAUUUUCGAAAAGUAA